AUGGAUGCGUUAAAUCGCGUGCUCGAUGGCCAGCAUGGCGGACCAGCCGUGACCGGGACCAUCUUGACAUUGGCGAUCGGAUCCGUCUUGACUCUCGUUUUCUACAACUUCGUCUUUGGAACAACAUCACAAGAGCGCGCAGUCGACUUUACCGUCCCAGCCCCUGAAGCGAGUCGUGCUGAUUGGCAGGGCCGACAGCUUGACCCACCGUCCAUCAAGGUGCAAGGCUCGACUGCUAUACAAUGCUACGCACCCGCAACCGGGCAACUUUUGGGCCUCGUCAAUCCAACAACACCUGACGGACUCGAUCGUAUCGUAGCAAAGGCGUCUGCAGCUCAAGCGAAAUGGCGGGAAACCACCUUUUCUCAGCGCCGCCAGGUGCUACAGACCCUUCUCAAGUACAUGCUAGAUCACCAGGAUGAAAUUGUUCGCACAGCAUGUCGUGACAGUGGUAAAACUCGAGUCGAUGCCAUGUUUGGUGAAGUCCUGGUCACUGCCGUAAAGUUACAAUGGACGAUCAAGCAUGGCGAGGCUGCAUUACGCCCCGACCGGAGGCCCACGAAUCUCAUGAUGUUUUACAAACAAAACGAAAUUCACUACGAGCCUCUCGGAGUCAUCGCAGCUUGUGUCAGUUGGAAUUACCCGUUCCAUAAUCUGAUGGGACCCAUCAUCAGCGGACUUUUCGCCGGCAACGCAGUCAUCAUCAAGAACAGUGAGCUCACGGCCUGGUCUUCGGUAUACUUCAUUUCCAUAGUGCAACACGCACUCAAGGCUUGUGGUCAUGACCCAUGCCUCGUCGAAGCGGUCACUUGUUGGCCGCAGACGGCGGAAUAUCUCACCUCGCAUCCAGGAAUCAGUCACUUGACCUUCAUUGGCAGUCGCCCUGUUGCACACGAAGUCGCGAAAAGCGCAUCCAAGGUGCUCACUCCUCUUUGCGUCGAGCUCGGCGGUAAAGAUGCGGCGAUCGUGCUCGAUGGUCCAGAUGGCCGCGCAAUGUCGCAAGGUGAGCUGAAAACAAUUGCUAGUAUGAUCAUGCGAGGUUCAUUCCAAUCCGGUGGCCAAAACUGUGUCGGUAUCGAGCGAGUGGUUGCCAUGCCAGGAGCGUACGAGACACUCGUAAAGCUGUUGGAACCACGAGUCAACGCUCUCCGUAUCGGCGACGAUCUGGAUCCAGAUAGCGACCACAAUCCAGUGGACGUCGGAGCCAUGCAAUGCUCGGGAGCUGCAUUCGAUCGCCUCGAAAAGCUCAUCGCGGAUGCCCAAUCGCAAGGUGCUCGUCUGCUCGCUGGUGGCAAACGUUAUCACAAUCCCAAGUACCCAGCCGGUCAUUACUUCACACCAACUCUGCUCGUCGACGCUACGCCUGAUAUGCGCAUCGCUCAGGAGGAACUCUUCGCCCCAGUCUGCCUUCUCAUGCGAGCCACGGAUUCCAUCAACGCCGUCACCAUCACCAACAGCACCGAAUACGGCCUCGGCUGCAGCGUGUUCGGCCCCACCAACUCACGCGCUGCACGCGCCCAGCUAGCCCAGGUCACGCGCGGCGUGAAUACAGGAAUGGUGGCGGUCAACGACAUCGCUUCGUAUUACGUGGUCCAACUACCGUUCGGCGGCGUGCGCGGCAGCGGCUAUGGCCGAUUCGCCGGCGAUGAGGGUCUGCGCGGGUUGUGCAACGCAAAGAGCGUGUGUAUGGAUCGUUACCCGGCGCUCAUCAAGACGGCUAUCCCGGCUGCGUUGGAUUAUCCCAUGGGGAUCGGAGCGUGGCUGGCGGCGCGGGGGAUUGUGGAGGUGGGAUUUGGGGAGAGCUGGACCAGGCGGGGUACGGGGGUGAGGAGAUUGAUGGGAUUCUGA
Molecule: messenger RNA, 1848 nt
Organism: Dissoconium aciculare CBS 342.82
Lineage: Eukaryota; Fungi; Ascomycota; Dothideomycetes; Mycosphaerellales; Dissoconiaceae
Product: ALDH-like protein
Exons: 2
Coding region: 1-1848 (615 amino acids)
Molecular function (GO): aldehyde dehydrogenase (NAD+) activity
Source: RefSeq, a predicted model, not a curated record